ACCCGCCUCACGCGGCGGCCCCCCACCCUAGCCCAGGCACCCGGGCGCUAUGCGGCUCCUCGCCCCGCCCCCCCCGGCCCUGCACCGGCCGCUGCAGCGCCCCCCUCGACCCGCCCCACCCCCAGCUUUUCCCGCGUGCUGCCUCGGGGCGCCUCGGCCCUGGGUCCCCUGUCCCGCAGCCCCCUCCGCGCCCUGCAGCAGCUGCCGGGCUGCUGCACCCGGCGCUGCCGCGGGAACUGCAGCCCCGGGACUGCUCCCGGGCGCCUUCCAGCCCCGCCCCUCCCGCACCCUUCAGACGCUCCCCUCCUUCGUCCCCGCCUGCCAACUGCCCCCUCCCCACCCGGCUCCCGAUUCCACUCUGCACCGGGUCCCCAGUUCCCACGCACCUGGUUCUCGGGACCCUCCCCAGCCCUGCAGCUCCAGCCCCGCUGCGGUGCUCGGGUGUGGGGAGAUGUUUAGUGCCGGGCCCCGCCCCCCCGCUAGUGCCGAUUCCAGGAUCCCAGCCUCGCUGCUGGGCAGUGCUGCGGCACCCCCGGCCCCUCCCCCCACCCCUGCAGUGGUCCCGGGAGCCGUGCGCCGCAGCCGCAGCAUCCCCCUCCCCUCCGCACUGAACUGGUCGCCGCCGCCGCCGCCGCAGCCCCGGUCCCCGCCACCCCCACCCGCGUUAUUUCUGCUGAGAGAAAGAACAAGGUCUCCCAGUUCCCUUGCUCUCCCGGUUGGCUUUGCUGGGACCGCAAGGCUGUCGGUGAGAAGCAGCAGGUGUGUAUUUGAAGCAUCGCCCACCAGCUCCUGGUGGACAGUCUGAGGCUGGGGCUGUUGCGUUGCCCUGGAACUUGAUGACAUGGUGGGAGCCAGGUGGUACUCCACCCACAUCUGUUUAGUGCCAUGGGGUGGCGUUAUCAUUGUGUUAGCCGUUGGUUGUCACCACCAGUCUGGUGGUGGGAGCAUCAUCGCUGCCCUCAUCUGAAGUCUGUCUAUGUCACUUUGUUUGGCUCCGUGUUCCAGUUCUUUCCCCUUCUCC
Peromyscus californicus insignis is the source of this 1021-nucleotide messenger RNA. RefSeq lists its product as uncharacterized. Lineage: Eukaryota; Metazoa; Chordata; Mammalia; Rodentia; Cricetidae. The record is from RefSeq and is a predicted model, not a curated record. The transcript is spliced from 2 exons. The coding region runs from base 50 to 805 and encodes 251 amino acids.